AUGCUGAGCUUGGGUCCCCGGCCCAGGGUGGAGGAGCCGACUGGACAUCAGCCCCCGGCCCAGGGUGGAGGAGCCGACUGGGCAUCAACCCCCGGCCCAGGGUGGAGGAGCCGACUGGGCAUCAGCCCCCGGCCCAGGGUGGAGGAGCCGACUGGGCAUCAGCCCCCGGCCCAGGGUGGAGGAGCCGACUGGACAUCAGCCCCCGGCCCAGGGUGGAGGAGCCGACUGGACAUUAGCCCCCGGCCCAGGGUGGAGGAGCCGACUGGACAUCAGCCCCCGGCCCAGGGUGGAGGAGCCGACUGGACAUCAGCCCCCGGCCCAGGGUGGAGGAGCCGACUGGACAUUAGCCCCCGGCCCAGGGUGGAGGAGCCGACUGGGCAUCAGUCCCCGGCCCAGGGUGGAGGAGCUCGGGUCCCUCUCAGCCUCCGGCCCAGGGUGGAUGAGCCGACUGGGCAUCAGUCCCCGGCCCAGGGUGGAUGA
Molecule: messenger RNA, 480 nt
Organism: Amblyraja radiata (thorny skate)
Lineage: Eukaryota; Metazoa; Chordata; Chondrichthyes; Rajiformes; Rajidae
Exons: 1
Coding region: 1-480 (159 amino acids)
Source: RefSeq, a predicted model, not a curated record